Molecule: messenger RNA, 8824 nt
Organism: Sorex araneus (European shrew)
Lineage: Eukaryota; Metazoa; Chordata; Mammalia; Eulipotyphla; Soricidae
Gene: MIB1
Product: MIB E3 ubiquitin protein ligase 1
Exons: 21
Coding region: 149-3169 (1006 amino acids)
Biological process (GO): protein ubiquitination
Cellular component (GO): cytoplasm
Molecular function (GO): zinc ion binding; ubiquitin-protein transferase activity; protein binding
Source: RefSeq, a predicted model, not a curated record
CGCCGGCCCCGUGAGUUACUCCCACGUCCCCCGGGGCUCGCUGCCGCCCCCGCCGGCGCCGAGAGUCCGGACGGGGCCCAACGCCCUCCCGGGCCCCCCGGCGGCAGCGGCGGCGGCGGCGGCGGCGGAACCCCCCGCCCGGGCCCCGAUGAGUAACUCCCGGAAUAACCGGGUGAUGGUGGAAGGGGUCGGGGCCCGGGUAGUGCGCGGCCCGGACUGGAAGUGGGGCAAGCAGGACGGCGGCGAGGGCCAUGUGGGCACGGUGCGGAGCUUCGAGAGCCUCGAGGAGGUGGUAGUGGUGUGGGACAACGGCACGGCCGCCAACUACCGCUGCUCUGGGGCCUACGACCUGCGCAUCCUGGACAGCGCGCCCACCGGCAUUAAACAUGAUGGAACCAUGUGUGAUACCUGCCGUCAGCAACCAAUCAUUGGCAUUCGAUGGAAAUGUGCAGAGUGUACAAAUUAUGAUUUGUGCACAGUUUGUUAUCAUGGAGAUAAACAUCACUUAAGGCAUCGCUUUUACCGAAUUACUACACCAGGAAGUGAGCGGGUUCUGUUAGAGUCUCGUAGAAAAUCUAAGAAGAUUACAGCAAGAGGGAUCUUUGCGGGUGCCAGAGUGGUUCGAGGUGUGGACUGGCAAUGGGAAGAUCAGGAUGGAGGAAAUGGGCGUAGGGGAAAGGUAACAGAAAUCCAAGACUGGAGUGCAUCAAGCCCACAUAGCGCAGCAUAUGUUCUCUGGGAUAAUGGUGCGAAGAAUCUUUACAGAGUUGGCUUUGAGGGGAUGUCUGACUUGAAGUGUGUCCAGGAUGCCAAAGGAGGUUCCUUUUACAGAGAUCAUUGCCCUGUAUUAGGUGAGCAGAAUGGCAACAGGAAUCCUGGUGGAUUGCAGAUUGGUGACCUGGUAAAUAUAGAUCUUGACCUGGAAAUUGUACAGUCUUUGCAGCACGGUCAUGGAGGAUGGACUGAUGGCAUGUUUGAGACUUUAACUACAACUGGAACUGUUUGUGGAAUUGAUGAAGAUCAUGACAUUGUUGUACAGUAUCCAAGCGGCAAUAGGUGGACCUUUAAUCCUGCUGUUCUUACUAAAGCAAAUAUCGUCCGAAGUGGGGAUGCUGCUCAAGGUGCAGAAGGAGGUACCUCACAAUUUCAAGUAGGUGAUCUUGUCCAAGUGUGCUAUGAUCUGGAAAGAAUUAAGCUUCUGCAAAGAGGACAUGGAGAAUGGGCUGAAGCUAUGCUCCCAACUUUAGGUAAAGUUGGUCGAGUGCAACAAAUUUAUUCUGACAGUGAUUUAAAGGUGGAAGUUUGUGGAACGUCUUGGACAUAUAAUCCAGCAGCAGUAUCCAAGGUGGCAUCUGCAGGAUCAGCCAUUAGCAAUGCAUCUGGUGAAAGACUCUCCCAACUCUUGAAAAAAUUAUUUGAAACCCAAGAAUCUGGUGAUCUCAAUGAAGAAUUAGUUAAGGCAGCUGCCAAUGGAGAUGUUGCUAAAGUGGAAGAUUUGCUAAAAAGACCAGAUGUGGAUGUAAAUGGACAGUGUGCUGGUCACACUGCUAUGCAAGCUGCUAGUCAGAAUGGACAUGUUGAUAUUUUGAAGUUACUUCUGAAGCAAAAUGUUGAUGUAGAAGCAGAGGAUAAAGAUGGAGAUAGAGCUGUCCAUCAUGCAGCUUUUGGGGAUGAAGGCGCGGUAAUAGAGGUACUGCACCGAGGCUGUGCUGAUUUGAAUGCUCGAAACAAGAGAAGACAGACGCCACUUCAUAUUGCUGUUAAUAAAGGUCAUCUUCAAGUUGUGAAGACCUUAUUGGACUUUGACUGUCAUCCCAGUCUCCAGGACUCUGAAGGUGAUACCCCUCUUCAUGAUGCAAUAAGUAAGAAACGUGAUGAUAUCUUGGCAGUUCUUCUGGAAGCUGGAGCAGAUGUUACUAUUACAAACAAUAAUGGAUUUAAUGCUCUACAUCAUGCUGCACUAAGAGGGAAUCCCAGUGCAAUGCGUGUUUUACUCUCUAAACUACCAAGACCAUGGAUUGUGGAUGAGAAGAAAGAUGAUGGUUAUACUGCCUUGCAUCUGGCUGCCCUUAAUAAUCAUGUUGAAGUGGCUGAAUUAUUGGUACAUCAGGGUAAUGCAAACCUGGAUAUCCAGAAUGUGAAUCAACAAACUGCUUUACACCUUGCUGUUGAAAGACAGCACACCCAGAUUGUGAGGCUUUUGGUUCGUGCAGGUGCCAAAUUAGAUAUUCAGGAUAAGGAUGGAGAUACUCCUUUGCAUGAAGCUCUGAGGCAUCACACAUUGUCUCAGUUGCGUCAGCUGCAAGAUAUGCAGGAUGUGGGGAAGGUAGAUGCCACCUGGGAGCCAUCCAAAAAUACAUUAAUAAUGGGACUUGGUACCCAGGGGGCAGAGAAGAAGAGUGCAGCAUCUAUUGCCUGCUUUUUGGCUGCCAAUGGUGCUGACCUGAGCAUUCGAAAUAAGAAGGGUCAGUCACCACUUGAUCUCUGUCCUGAUCCAAGUCUCUGCAAAGCGUUGGCAAAGUGUCAUAAAGAAAAAGUCAGUGGUCAGGUGGGUUCUCGAAGUCCGUCUAUGAUUAGUAAUGAUACGGAAACCUUGGAAGAAUGUAUGGUGUGUUCGGAUAUGAAGAGGGAUACUCUUUUUGGCCCAUGUGGCCAUAUUGCUACCUGUUCUUUGUGUUCUCCACGAGUCAAGAAAUGCCUGAUCUGUAAAGAACAAGUUCAGUCCAGGACCAAGAUUGAAGAAUGUGUGGUAUGCUCUGACAAGAAAGCAGCUGUUCUUUUUCAACCUUGUGGACACAUGUGUGCUUGUGAGAACUGCGCUAGCCUGAUGAAAAAGUGUGUGCAGUGUCGCGCAGUAGUUGAACGGAGAGUGCCUUUCAUUAUGUGUUGUGGAGGGAAAAGUUCAGAAGAUGCUGGUGAUGAUAUCUCAAGUGGGAAUAUUCCAGUAUUACAAAAGGACAAGGAUAAUACCAAUGUCAAUGCAGACGUACAGAAGUUGCAACAACAGUUACAGGACAUUAAAGAACAGACAAUGUGCCCUGUGUGUUUGGAUCGUCUGAAGAAUAUGAUUUUCCUCUGUGGCCAUGGAACGUGUCAGCUCUGUGGAGACCGAAUGAGUGAAUGUCCAAUUUGUCGCAAGGCUAUUGAACGAAGGAUUCUUUUGUAUUAACUAAAAAACUCAUUUGUGUUUUGUUAGCUGAAGUAUUUGCUUAUGAACUCUUUGUAAGCUUUUAAGUAGUUGGAGAGCCUAAUGAAUUAAUCUUUUGUAUUAGUUUCCUUUAGACCGUAAAUAUACCAGAACAAAAAACCUUCAUGAAACAGUAUUUUAAAGUCAUGUUUUUUUUAUUUGAUGCAUCAAGUUUGUGUAAUUCAUUUACUUUUGGCUUCUAAGGCAGAACAUGUUUAAGGAUCUCCUGGGUUCUUUUUGUUUUUAAUCGUGUGUGUGUGUGUGUGUUCUUAAUAGUUUAUAUAUUUGUAGAUUUCAAAGGGUGCACUUCUUUGAACGCUGUUUUUCAGUUAUGAAUUUACAUAGUUGAAAAGUCAUGCAUCAAAAGAAAGGGGCAAGUCAAACUAUUAUGUCACAUAUUAAAUGAUGAAAUUAGAGCAAAAGUCUUACAUAGCUAAGAGAAUAUUGAAGAGAGAUUUCUCUUUAUAACAUUAAAUGUUAAAUAUCCAAAUGAUUGUUUUCCAAAAUCUUAGAAUAAAUAAAAGCAUAGAUUCAGAGAAUAAUGACUUUGCAUUUAACUUAUUUUCUAGAUUUACAAAGAAAAUAGUUUAAAUUGAACAAAUUGCCAGUUUAAAAUGAUUAAUAGGCAUGAGAAAUAAGUUCAUAGUAGAAUACUUAACUAAUUGGUCAUUAACAGUUGCCAUUUUUAGAUUAAUUUUUAUACUGUUUCGUGUAGCCUGUCUUUAAAAAAUGUGGAUGAAACGUACCUCAGUUUCCCCACAUGGUAAUUUAUUCUGGCUUGAUCUGACCAGUUAAAUGAUACUGUUCCAUUUAGCCUCUGAUGGCCUCUAAUAUCUUCAUCUAAGUCUCUGAUCUUCAAGUUUUCUUAUGCCCUUUGUGAGCUGAAAAAGAGGAUACAUUAUUCAAAACAAAAAUCUUUUCUUGUUCAUUCUGACAAUGUUUCUCAUUCUACUUUCUCAUUCAUAGCCCUUCUUUCCGUUCUUGCUCAGAUAGUAGUGAAAAAUCCUCUUUAUACCUAAAAGGAUUUUUAAAACUGCGAGUAAUAUUCAAAACAUGAAAAAUAACCUAGUAAUAAAUAUGUUAGAAGUGCCCAGGACAUUAAAAUAUAUAUUAUCUGUUUACCUGUAAUUUUUUUAUUCAGACCUUGACUCUAGAGCUUCUAAUAUUUUUUUCCUUUGAGUAAUCUUAACUAUGUCUCUGAUAAAGAUACUUAUAAAUGUUUUUGGGUUUAUUGCUGCUAGAUUGUAAAAAUAUCAGCUUGUUUACAUGUGUCUGCUAUAUACUGUAUAUAUACUUACUGUUAAGUAUAAAUUUUUUUAGAGUUGUUCCCUACCUGGCCCCUGUAGAGUAUGGUUCUUAUUUCAGUUUUUCUGCUACAACAACUAAGUUUGAAAGUACAGCUUUCCUGACCCUUGUAAUUCCUUGUUUUUGACUGUUUAGUGACUGCUGCCUUUGUAAGACCUGGUGAAAAGAAUGAUACGCUUUGCUGGUUGAAUUUAUAUUACAGUCUUGGUAAUUCCAUAUCUGAGAUUAGCUGAGUUCAUUUAGAACAGAAACAUUUUUUAUAUAUUUAAUUUUGAAAAUGUAUAUUGUUCCCUUAGUUAUAUAAUAAAAGGCCACUGAGGCUAUUUUUGAAGCCAUAUUUCAAAAUUAUGAAAAUGACAUCAGAUUGAUGUUCAAAUAACUUGGAUUGCUUUCUUUCAGAUUUAAAAAUGAUAUAUAAAUCUGAGAUGGUAUAAAAAUCAGGAUACUCCUUUCUUUCUGUGCUAUAGACCAUUCAGCUAUUUUCUACUAAAUCUCUGUAACCUACUGGUUGAUUUAUAUUUAAUUUGGCCAACCAGAAAAUUAUACGGUGUAGAGUGCUACUUAAUUCUUUAAGUUGUCUUCUUAGCUGCAGUGCUAAAACUUAUAUUCCUAAAUGGUAAUUUCAUCUUUUAGAAAAGCUUAUUUCCUCCAUAUUAAAAAUAUAUUUUAUAAGCUAUUAAAAACAACAUAGUCACUAGAAUUAAUAGUGCUAUAUACUUGUGGGUUUUCUGUAUUUGUAGCACUUUAAAAUUUGAUGAAUAGAAAAUAUUUUUCUGUACAUAUUGUCAAGCACCGAAAAAUUAUUAAUUUUUUUUAAUUUGUGGGAGAAUAAGAUUAGGAACUUAAUUCUUUUAAGUGACUGUCUUUUGUUAAACUGCUACCUCUUCUAUGUCUUUCAGCAGUACUUUUCAAUUAGGUGUUUUCUUCUCAUUAUCUUUUUAUCCUGUGCCUCAAAGAGCUUUUUGUUCUGGCACCAUUAAAAAACAACUGUUAGGCAUUCAUAAAAAAAUGUGUUUAUUGAGCUUUGGGGUUAGAUAUGUAGUAUUAGGAAAAAGUGGUCAGCAUUUUAGCAUAUGGAAUUAAUCAUAAACACUUGUAUAUUUGAAGUAAUUUGUAAUCAAAUAGAAGGGAUCCAAAGGUACUGAUAACAUUUCUCCCUGUUGUUUCAGAAGAAGUGUAAUUAAGUAGUAUUUGGAUUCCUCUUUUUACCUCCUUAUUUUUAUUGUAUUUUCUCUUUGAUUCUUAUAAGACUGUCAGCUUUGUUACCCAAAACACACACACAACUUACCAGGUGGUGCUAUUUUAAUGAUUUUUGUUUAUAUAGUUUAACAUUCUUACUGCUUAUACUAUAUACAUAUUUAAUUUUAUUGGGAGCAGGAAGGCUUUUUAAGAGAAAUAAUUUCGUAUGAUUAUAGAAAUAGUCAAAUGUUUAGGUAGUCAAAUUAUGUGUGGUUCAGAUACUAGUAAAAUAUUUGAGGUUGAUCACUAUUGAGGCAUAAAGUUGGAAAGGUUGGAAGUAACAUUUUAAAACUUACAUUUGAUAGCUUUAGACUGUAAGAACAUUUUAGCAUAUUUAAAUGCAUGCUGCUUAUCAUUCAAGUGAAAUUUCCACAGAAAUGAAGGUUGUUGAGUCAUUUUUACAUGUUAGAAUAUUCUGUCUAAGUCACAUGUUACUCAGUUGCUGUUCUUUGUUUAUUAUGAAUCUUGGACUGUUUUGAACUAGGAAUUAAACUUACAAAGAGAAUCAGUAAUGGGACAUAGGAUAGGGAAGACAGUAGGGAACUGCAACAAGCAAGCAAGAAGAGUCAGAGUGUAAAGAAAAAAGGAGAAUCAUCUAGAUUUCCUCAAAGCACUAACUGGAAAUAUAGUUUUUAGCAUAGUUGAAUUGACAGUUGCUUUGUAAAUUAUAGGAUUUUGAUGCGGCAUGCUUUAAAAAAAAAUCCAAAAGAAAAUUCUAGCACUUUUCCUCACAGUGUCUAAAAUAUUUUAUAGUAAUAAUUUGUGUAAAAGUUAAAGUUUUGAAAUAGAACUUUUUCAUUUUGUAACGUUGAUAAAAACAGAACAUGAAAUUUACCAUCUUAACCAUUUUUAAAUAGUAGUGUUAAGUAUUAAAUUAUACAUAACAGUAGCAUCAAAUAUUAAGUUAGUAGUGUUAAGUUGUUCAAUGAUAAGACUGUCUGAGUCUGUCUGUCUGUCAUCCCGUUGCUCAUCAAUUUGUUCGAGCGGGCACCAGUAACGUCUCUCAUUGAGAGACUUAUUGUUACUGUUUUUGGCAUAUCCAAUAUGCAUGGGUAGCUUACCAGGCUCUGCUGCGCGGGCUUGAUACUUGGUAGCUUUCCGGGCUCUCCGAGAGGGGUGGAGGAAUCGAACUCGGGUCAGCCUCGGGAAAGGCGAACGCCCUACAACUGUGCUAUCGCUCCAGCUUUCCUUGUUAAAUGAUUACCUAGUACUUCUCAUCUUGUAGAGUUGAUACUGUGUAUCUAUUAGAUGACAUUUCCUUUUUCUCUACCCCUCCCCCCCUGGAAAAUAAAAUGUUGGUAAAAUAUAAAUCAAGAAACACUUAAACUACUAUAAAAUGUAAAGUCAUGAUAAACAUUAAACACCUAACAUUUGGGAGACCUCAGAAUUGUUCUCUCUCUCUGAAUUGUUAUGUUAUUAUAUCUUAGAAGGUUUCAUUUUUUUCAUUUGAGCCAGAGGGGAUGAAAACAUUUGAAAAUUUAGAUUUAGGUUUGAGUUUUUACUCAAUUGGGAAGGUAAUUAGAUUUUUCACAAAUUAUGUGUGCCUUGUUGAAAAUGUCACUCAUCUUUAAGUCUACUUGUAACAGUUUCAAAAUAUUUUUUUUCACUCAAUAAAGCAACCUAAUUGAAUAUUAUGCUAGGAAUACUUACUGAUAAUAUAUAUAGCCUUGAAAAUUAGCAUAUAUAAAUAAUUAUAGCAGUAUUAUAAAGCUGUCCUUCUUUAAAGCAGUAAAUUUGAGGAAAAACUGCUUAAUACUGUCUGUGUAUAUUGCUUUGCCAUAAUGAGAGGGAAUGCCCUUUAGAUUAACCCUCAGUUUACUGAUAAAUGGUUAGUGUGGGUAAAAUUAGAAUAUUAAAAAUAUGAACUAGAUAGUAGAGCUGUCUUAUUAAAAUUGUAAUUUGCAACAUUGACAUUCUACCUCCUUUUCUGAGUAUUACCUUUCUAGCAUUUACUCUUAUUUGUGAUUAAGGAGGAAAUGGAAAUCUAAGAUUUAAAUUGAGAUUUUUAUUUUGAGGAUUUAAGAGUAGGGACAGCAAAGGUGACUUGCCACAUCGAUCUGGUGCCUAAGUCCAUAACUAACUAUAAGCUAUAAUUGCUAUAAUUGAUGUGUACAAAAUGCUUACGAAAGAUACUGAAUAUUUUACUUUUCCUGUAUAGUUAACAUGAUUUUGUUUCAUUAAAAACAUGACUUUUUUCCUCCAAAUAGCAAAAUGGUCUUGUAGAUUUCUAUAAAAUAAACAAAUGUACCAUUUUGUUUAAAAACUAUUUUCAGGAAGCUAUUGAAAGUUCUGACUCAGGGCUUUUUAACAGUUGUUAAUUAUAUUUUGGAAAAUUCAUCUACAUAAUUUUCAGUGCCUUGAAAGAAUUAUUAACUUAGCAACACUACUAAAACUUUAUAGAUGACGGUCUUUAAUGAGCUUGUGUCAGUAUAUACACACUUAUAAAUCAUAUUGCUAGCUUGGUGAUAGCGAUACUGCAUGUGUGCUGGGUUUGGGUAAUUCUUUAAAGGAAGUUUUCUAGAUUUGCACUUGAUACUUUUUUUUUUUUUUAACCUGGUUAUUAUGGCCAUGAAACUGUUACCAGGAAAGUAAUUUUGUGUUAGGCAUUAUGCAAAGUCAUAUCUAAGAAGCAUUUGGGAAGGGGAGAUAGGACACACUGGGUUUGCUGUUUCUUGUGCAUCUGAAGAGAAUGUCUGAUAAAACAUGGUCUUUCCUUCAAAUGACAGCCUUUUUGUUGAAGUAAUUACUGUUACAAAUUUCUAAACAGAAUUAUAAAUUGCAUGUUACUCUUAAUGCUAGUCUUAGAUUGAAUCCACAAAAUUGUUUUUCUGUUAAGUUCAAUGUUUUUGUCAUUCUUAGUAUACAGUAAUAGGAUGCAGUUUAAUUGACUCAUAGCAGUGUUUUGCUUUGUAUUUUUUUCAAGUGAUUUUUAGCUUUACUCGAUUAGAUACUUGUUUGUGAAUACAGUUUCUGUAUGGCAAAUGAUUCUCAUUAGUAGCUUCUGUUAAAAAAAUUUGCCUAGUAAGAGCUAAUCUUUUAAAAGUACAUGCAAGCAUUUAUCAUUAAUAAAACCUAUCAUGUAAUGUCACUAAA